This is a messenger RNA of Juglans microcarpa x Juglans regia, 601 nucleotides long. Its product is annotated as pathogenesis-related protein 1-like. Lineage: Eukaryota; Viridiplantae; Streptophyta; Magnoliopsida; Fagales; Juglandaceae. The coding region runs from base 47 to 505 and encodes 152 amino acids. Gene Ontology annotation, cellular component: extracellular region. The record is from RefSeq and is a predicted model, not a curated record. The transcript has 2 exons.
CAUAAAGCUAUAUAUUGAGCAGCCACGGAGAUAUUGGGCUGACAGAAUGAAAGCCCAGCUGCAGGCUCUUGUUUCCCACGCCCACCACAGCGCCGCAGCCUUCAUCGCCUUCCACAACAUGGCGCGCAUGGAAGUCGGGGUCGGUCCCUUGCAGUGGAACACAACCCUACAGGCAUACGCUAAGAAGUACGCUCGGCAUCAGAGAUCCAUGGGCUGCAAGAUGAUCCACUCCAAUGGCCCUUACGGAGAGAACCUUUUCUGGGGCUACGGCUUCGGCUUCAUGGAUGCGGUGGCUGCCGUGAAAGCGUGGGUUGACGAGAAGGCAUUUUACGAUUACGGGACCAAUGACUGCUUGAUGGGAAACCAAUGUCUGCAUUACACGCAGGUGGUGUGGAAGGAUACUACUCAGUUAGGCUGUGCUCGAUCCUUUUGUUCUAAUGGAGGAGUCUUCAUCACCUGUAAUUAUUAUCCUCCUGGGAAUUAUCUUGGAGAGAGGCCUUAUUGAUCAUUAUAAUUAAUGAAAUUAAGGCCUUAAUAUUAGAAAAACUAUUUAUAUAUAUUAUCAAGCAUUCUGGUUUUGGGAAAUGUAGAUUCAUCUAAU